This is a messenger RNA of Xiphophorus hellerii (green swordtail), 2845 nucleotides long. RefSeq names its product component of oligomeric golgi complex 2 (gene cog2). Gene Ontology annotation, cellular component: COG complex; membrane. The coding region runs from base 109 to 2298 and encodes 729 amino acids. Gene Ontology annotation, biological process: protein transport; intra-Golgi vesicle-mediated transport; Golgi organization. The transcript is spliced from 18 exons. The record is from RefSeq and is a predicted model, not a curated record. NCBI's taxonomy places the organism in Eukaryota, Metazoa, Chordata, Actinopteri, Cyprinodontiformes, Poeciliidae.
UGUCACGGGAAGUGCCAUGUUUGCGGAAGCUAAGCUGUAGCAGCUAACCUGACAGUUUGUCAUCUUUAUCCGUGAAUGUUGUGCUGAGCUGUCGUUUAAGAUCCAAAAAUGAAUUUACCGAAAGGACCAGAUUCUCUGUGCUUCGAUAAAGAUGUUUUUAUGAAGGACGAUUUUGACGUCGACCAAUUUGUGGCCGAGUGUCGAAAGCAGGUCCAGCUGGAGGAGAUGAGAGAAGACCUGGAGAUGUACUACAAACUGCUGAAAACAGCCAUGGUGGAGCUCAUCAACAAGGAUUAUGCAGAUUUUGUCAACCUCUCUACCAACCUGGUGGGAAUGGACAAAGCCCUCAAUCAGCUUUCGGUGCCACUGGGACAGUUACGAGAGGAGGUUAUGAGUCUGCGUUCCUGUGUGAGUGAAGUGAUACAGGCCAUUGAUAACCAGCUGUCCAAACAGGAAGACCUGCAGAAAAAAAAGGUGUGCGUACUGAGGCUGAUUCAGGUGGUUCGCUCGGUGGAGAAGAUUGAGAAGAUUCUCCACUCGCAGAGCUCGAAGGACUCCAGUUCUCUGGAAAUCAGCAGCCCUUUGUUAGCGGGCCAGAUCCUGGAGCGGAUUGCAACAGAAUUCAACCAGCUUCAGUUUCACGCUGUGCAAAGCAAAGGCAUGCCGCUGCUCGACAAAGUCAGACCUCGCAUUGCGGGGAUCACCUCCAUGCUGCAGCAGUCCCUGGAGGGUCUGUUGAUUGAGGGUCUGCAGACGUCCAAUGUGGACAUGGUGCGCCACUGCCUGAGGACGUACGCCACCAUAGACAAAACCCGAGACGCAGAAGCUUUGGUGGGACAAGUGCUGGUCAAACCAUACAUGGACCAGGUUAUAGUAGAAGAAGUUGUGAAGUCCAGUCCGAGCGGUCUUCAGCUGAUGUUCUCCAGACUGUUGGACUUUGUUCCUCACCACUGCAGACUGCUUCGAGAGGUGACUGGAGGAGCUAUAUCCAGUGACAAGGCUGAUACGGUGCCAGGUUAUGAUUUUCUGGUGAACUCUGUGUGGCCGGAGAUGAUCAGAGGAGUAGAGGAAAGGUUGGCUUACAUCUUCAACCCUGGAAACCCUGAGAUAUUCUACGAGCGCUACAGCGUUAGCAUGGACUUUGUCCGGCGUUUCGAGCAGCAGUGCAGUUCUCAGGCCAGUGUGAAGAGACUGAGAGUUCAUCCGUCGUAUACCAGUUUCAACAACAAAUGGAACCUGCCUGUCUACUUCCAGCUUCGGUACAAAGAGAUUGCCGGGCGCCUGGAGAACACCAUAGGAGACGGAUUAGAAGCAGCACCAGCUGGCAGUUUGUUCCACCUUCAAGUGUCUGAGGUGUUAUGGUCCUGCUUGGUUAGGUGCUGGUCGGACAAGGUCUACCUGUCACCUCUUGCUCAUCGCUUCUGGAAGCUGACUCUGCAGCUGUACUCGCGAUAUGCCAAGUUUCUGGAUGAGGCGUUGACUAAAAACCCGGCCUUCGAGGCUCCGAAGGAGCCGACCAGACCCCUGCCGAGCUCGGCCUCUUCCACGUCCAGCCGAACGUCCCUGGACGAAGGCGGCAGCGAGGGCGGCGGCCCGGCAGCUCUGUCCACCAAACAGCUGGUUUUCAUUGCAGCUGACAUUCAGAAGCUACAGGAGAAGAUCCCAGAGUUGUCAGAGAUGGUCAGACAGCGAUUAGAUGCUAUCGGGAUCAAAAACUUUGCAGUUGUAGAAGAUGCCCUCGCAGACUCCAGGGUUCGCCUGUCCAGCAGCAUUCCGUCUCUGAACACCAGGAUGACGCAGCAUCUGACCGAACGCUCCUGCCGCUUCCUGAAGAGCGCCUCUGAGGUCCCACGACUCUACCGCAGGACCAAUAAAGACCUACCAGUACGAGCAUCGGCAUACAUGGACAACGCUUUACAGCCAUUACACCAGCUGCUAGCAUACUCCACAGGGCUGGUCAACCCCCUAACGUCACAAGAAUGGCUCCGAGUUACACUGUCUGACUGCACACAGAAGUACUACGAGACCAUCUCAGAAGUGCUGAGCUCAGUGAAAAAGAUGGAAGACAGUCUGAAGCGUUUAAAGCAAGCCAGAAAAGGUGCAAGCGCUGCUGUCACAACAGGAACCAACGGUGGGCCGACGGACGACAGCAAGAUCCGUCUUCAGCUGGCCUUGGAUGUGGAGUAUCUGGGCGAACAGAUUCAGAAAAUGGGCCUCCGGCCCAGUGACAUCUCCAUGUUCUCCACCCUGAUGGAGCUUGUGAAAGAAGCCCGGGACCUCGCCGAACAGAACCAGUAGAACAUCCGCUCUGAAGGCGACGGGGAUUUCUUCACACCUUCAGAUUUUUCGAAGAAAUGAAAGUUUUGUCCGCGACGACAUGAGGAAGAACAAGAACUGACUUUAUGAAAUCAUCGUCCAAAUCACUGAGCCCUCACAGUGCAACAAACAACUGGGCUACAUGUGUACCAGGGUUGGUAUGUUACUCUGGGAUCAUUUGCUACUGUGUAGUGUAUCCUCGCUGUAAAAACUGCUACAUUGAUCACCUCUUGGGUUUGAAUGUUUCUAAAAGAUCCAAAUUUUAUUUUUCAAGGGUAAACUCAGUAACAGCAUGUUUAUUUAAUUUUUUAAACGCCUUACAGAUGAAAUUAGUGUUAAUGUGGAAUAUGUACAGAUUCAAACUAAGGGUGCAGAAUCCAAAUUAAUAAUUUGGGAAUAAAGAAAAAGGCUUUAUAUCAUCUGUGUUUUUAUCCACAGAUGAUUCAGUAGCUACAUAUGAUCCUGUUGUUUAAUUUUAUUGUGUUUUUUUUUUCUAACAAUCUAUUAAAAAGGGCGACUCUGGGAACAA